AGCACCGUGCCUAUAAAAUUUGCAGAACCCCCUCUCUCUCUCUCCAACUUUCAGUGAGAGAAAAACACUUGCAAAUUCCAAUUUCUAACAACAGAACCACAAUGCAGAAGAGUGCUUCAUCUUCAUCAUUCGGUCCAGGAGGCCUAGACAUAGCCCAAUCCUUCUUCAAACCAAUCCAAAAAACAUCUCCACCAUCCCCCACCAAACGCCACACCAAAAUCUCCGUCAUCGGCGCCGGCAACGUAGGCAUGGCCAUAACCCAAACCGUCCUAACCCAAGGCCUAGCCGACGAGCUCGCUCUCGUCGACGCCAAUCCCGACAAGCCACGUGGCGAGAUGCUGGACCUCCAGCACGCCGCCGCCUUUCUCCCCCGCACCACCAUCCUUGCCUCCGUCGACUACUCCGUCACUUCCGGGUCGGACCUUUGCAUUGUCACUGCCGGAGCGAGACAGAACCCGGGUGAGUCUAGGUUGAACCUGUUGCAGAGGAACGUGGCUCUGUAUGAGAAGAUUGUGCCGCAGAUUGUGAAGUACUCGCCGGAGACGAUUUUGAUGAUCGUGUCGAACCCGGUGGAUGUGUUGACGUAUAUUGCGUGGAAGCUCUCUGGGUUUCCUUCGAAUCGGGUUAUUGGGUCGGGGACUAAUUUGGAUUCUUCUAGGUUUCGGUUUUUGAUUGCGGAUCAUCUUGACGUUAACGCUCAGGAUGUUCAGGCAUACAUUGUUGGGGAGCACGGUGACAGCUCGGUGGCGCUAUGGUCAAGCAUUAGUGUUGGGGGAGUCCCAGUCUUGAGCUUCCUGGAGAGACAGCAAAUCGUAUAUGAGAAAGAAACCUUAGAGAAAAUUCACAAACAAGUUGUGGAAAGUGCAUACGAGGUCAUAAGUCUCAAAGGUUACACAUCAUGGGCAAUUGGGUACUCUGUGGCUAGCCUUGCUCGAGCCAUACUUAGAGGCCAGAGGAGUAUCCACCCUGUCUCGGUCCUUGCAAAAGGGUUCUACGACAUCGGUGGUGACGUGUUUUUGAGCUUGCCGGCACAGCUUGGCCGGAGCGGGGUAUUGGGUGUGGCUAAUGUGCAUCUUACCGAUGAGGAGGCGCAAAAACUUAGGGACUCGGCUAAGACCAUUUUGGAGGUGCAAAGCAAGUUGGGCAUUUGAAGAGGAUUGGAUGACAACGUUGUUAGUUGAACAGAAAUAAAUUGAAGUUAUGCUAAAGAGAAAGGGUGUGUAGUAUUUUGUGAUUUAAUUCUGCGUAACUAGAUUUUUUUUCAUUAUAUAAAAGCAUUUUCAAUUUAUGCACUCCUCUAGUACAUGUUUCCACUUCCCAAUUCUCAUGUUCUUAGUAUUUCAGUUUUGUUCAAGUUUAGAAGGGUGCAAAUUUAUUCACACACAUAUGAAUAAUACAUAUCAUUUUAUUGGUUCA
Molecule: messenger RNA, 1416 nt
Organism: Camellia sinensis
Lineage: Eukaryota; Viridiplantae; Streptophyta; Magnoliopsida; Ericales; Theaceae
Product: L-lactate dehydrogenase B
Biological process (GO): lactate metabolic process; pyruvate metabolic process
Cellular component (GO): cytoplasm
Molecular function (GO): L-lactate dehydrogenase (NAD+) activity
Source: RefSeq, a predicted model, not a curated record